Molecule: messenger RNA, 3159 nt
Organism: Trichoderma asperellum CBS 433.97
Lineage: Eukaryota; Fungi; Ascomycota; Sordariomycetes; Hypocreales; Hypocreaceae
Biological process (GO): double-strand break repair via nonhomologous end joining; DNA recombination; nucleotide-excision repair, DNA gap filling
Cellular component (GO): DNA ligase IV complex
Molecular function (GO): DNA binding; ATP binding; DNA ligase (ATP) activity
Source: RefSeq, a predicted model, not a curated record
AUGCCCUUGCCAUUCUCCCUAGUCUGUGACUUGUUGGAAGAAUCCUAUGCCCUUGCCACAGCUCGCAAACCGUUUAAACAGGCCUUUGUAGCUUGGUGUGCUCGACACCGCAGUCGUAUAAAUGCGCCUGACACCAAUCUUGCAGCCCUGUUGUCUACUCUGUUGCCCGAAAAGAGAACAGACAGGGUAUACUGUAUUCAGGCAAACGGCCUUGAGCGCAUUGUCGGGCGUGCUUUAAUCCUUGGCUCUUCUCGAAUCAAGGAACUCGCCAUUUAUAAGCAGCCCGGCCUUGGCUUAGAUCUUGCUGAUUGCGUAGAGCGUAUCCUGAAUGUUACUCCCAACCCGAUUUUGCCGGAAGCGCUUCAGAUUACUGUUGAAGAAAUUGACGAGGCCUUGCACUCUGUUGCAGCCAAAGUAAAAUGGAGCUCGCCAGCUAUAAGGACCUCGGACGCUACAUGUAGUUUUGCCGAAUCACCUGGUCGCAGUGUUCUAGAGACGAUUUAUAGACGGCUCUCUGCGAGAGAUGCCAAGUGGUUUACCAGACUUAUUCUGAAGGACUUUCAGCCCCUGGUGUUUGACGCAUACCAAGUGUAUCAUUCGUGCGAUCCCAUUUUACCAUCAAUAUUGAAGAUCCGGGAAGAUUUUACCAUUGCUAUCGAGACCAUACAAAAGCUUAGGAAAGACAGGCGAUCCUUAGGCCAGGGGUCAUCAUACGUUGAUCGAGAAUGUUUGGCACGGAUCGGGCCACAGCUUUUAACCAAGGUGGGGAGGCAGCAGUGGUUUAAAGCUCGCAGCAUAAAACAUUGCAUUAGUAUGUGCACGGGCUUGAUGAGCGUUGAAGCGAAAGUGGAUGGAGAAUAUUGCCAGAUCCAUGUUGAUGCCAGCAAAGGUAGGCGUGGUGUUCAAAUCUUUUCCAAGAGUGGGAAAGACAGCACUGAAGACAGAAAGCGGUUGAUUGGAAUCAUCACGGAUUCCUUAGGGAUAGGAAUGGCCGGGUGCGGCAUAAAGACCGAGUGUAUCCUGGAAGGAGAAUUGGCAGUUUACAGCGAGUUGGAAAAGAAAAUCCUCCCUUUUCAUCAUAUUCGAAAACACGUCGCCCGUCGUGGCCGGUUCAUGAAUACAGAAGAGGACAUCCCGCCGAGGCCCCAUGAACACCUAAUGAUAGUUUAUUACGACAUCUUGCUUCUCAACGGCCGAUCCUUACUUGAUGUUCGACACUCGGAAAGAUUCAAACUGCUUGAGGAAGUGGUUCAUUGUGAUAGGGGGCAAGCUGAACUCGUACAAAGGCAGAUUAUCAACACCAAUCACCCAAUGGCAGCUUCAGCGUUGCGGAAUGCAUUCGCAAAAGUUAUCACAGACAGAAGCGAAGGCCUAGUGCUAAAAGCAGACCAGCCAUACUUCAACUUCAGUGGCGAUGAACGGCCAUUUACAAAUCAUUGUAUCAAGUUCAAAAAGGACUACAUCGGCCGCUUUGGCGAGGUUGGUGAUUUUGCCGUGGUUGGAGCGGGUUUCAGUCCGGCAAAGGCAAGGUCAUACAAUAUCAACAACCUCAAAUGGACUCAUUUUUACGUUGCCUGCAUUGAUAACAAGGAGGAAGUCAAGCGGUGGAAUGCUACCCCCGAAUUUACUGUCAUAAACGUUGUUGAGCUUAAUGAAGCCAUGCUCAAGACGUUUAUGUCAUGUACAAAUCCAAAACCAGUCCCGGCGGAAGACAAUGUCGAGACCAAAUUGAUACUCGCUGCUGGAGUUCAGGCAAUACCUAUGACUGUGGCAUUUACCAACCCUCCUGUCUUCGACCUGAGAUGCUUCAGUUUUGACAAAGCAGGCAACACAAAUUGGUGGAGUUUACGAUUUCCAUCUGUCGCAAAAAUUCAUUUUGACCGAGAUUAUUCUGAUGUACUCUCCUUCAAUGAGCUACAAAAUAUUGCCGAGACUGCCACCGCUACCCCUGAGAUGGAAGAUAGCCAGGAUAAUCUCGCAUGGAUUGCGAAACUAGAGCAAGCAGAUCCUAGAGGACUAGCUGUCGAUGCUGCUACGCAGCUGACGGCAACGACUAUGCCAACUCCAUCACCAAGACGGGCUUCUUAUAAUUCGCCAGGCUCGCUUCCUCUCAUCAGGCAGGUUACUGAAGGCUCCCUAGAGCGAUCGGUUGAACUAUUAGGCACCCCAGCGCCAGAGCCUCAAAAGCUUGCUGCAACGCAACCACCACCAGCCAUAAGCCACUUAAAAAACUCCAUCUUCACAAAUGAUAAGAGAAAACGUGCUGCAUCACCAUCGAUCUCUUUCUCGCCGUCGAAAAAGCACCGUAAGGCUUCAAUGAAUGAGAUCCCACAACCAGAAGUUUCGAACCACGGACGCCAGCCUGAAUCACCAACGCGUCGCACAUUGGGGGAGAUAACUGGCAAUUCAGUCCAAAGACCACGGAUAUCGACAUUUCCUCCCACUGGCUGUCCGCGUAAAAACCAAAGCCAAAAUUUCUGUAACCGCUCUAUAGGCAAUAAGGGGAAAGAUGAAAGUGUUGAUAGGCCGGAGAGCGGUGCAGACAAAUCCACAGAGUCCUCGUCUUCUUUCCCUCCAUUGCAUGAUAGCGCUAUCGUAAUACCAGAUAGCGAGGAUGAGGGCGACGAGACCGACAGCAACUGCACUACCUCAUCUUCGCCUCUAGCGAGAAGAUAUGAUGAGCGAAAAGUUGGCAGGGGAUACUUGCAUCAACAUGUUGAAGAUGCUGAGAUUAGCUGUCAAUAUGCUGGGUCUGAAUGCCAGCUAAUUGGUCGACUCAUUUUAGUACCAUCAUAUCUUUCAGGUGCCGAAGAGGUCAAACCCUUACUUCAAGCUCACGGGAUAACAAACGUCGUCAGUGACGCUAAAGCUUGGGUCAAGGAGAAUGCAGCCAGUAUUUCUCUACUACCAGAUGGGCAAACAGGGCCUAACAAGAUCCUGUUCGUCGACUCGGUAGAGAAAGAGCCAGAGACAAAGGCUUUGCUCUCUAAAUUGGAAGAUAUUCGUGAGAAUAUUCCGGAAGAGCGGCGAGAUUGGAUAAGUGUUUUUGACUGGAGAGUUUUGAAUCAUCUCACUAUUUACGAAGACGAAGAGAAUACGAAAAAGUAUUAUGAUGGGUUUUAUGACCCGUGGCGGCGUUGGUACUGUGGGUUGAUUUAA